This is a messenger RNA of Drosophila navojoa, 4025 nucleotides long. RefSeq lists its product as uncharacterized. Gene Ontology annotation, cellular component: P granule; cytosol. The record is from RefSeq and is a predicted model, not a curated record. Gene Ontology annotation, molecular function: 5'-3' RNA helicase activity; RNA binding. Gene Ontology annotation, biological process: regulatory ncRNA-mediated post-transcriptional gene silencing. Lineage: Eukaryota; Metazoa; Arthropoda; Insecta; Diptera; Drosophilidae.
CUUAUCCACAGAUAAGUGGCUUUACCCUCAAGUUGUAUACGUGUCUACCAAGUUAUUUCACAACCUGAACGCAUUUUAGAUCACACUCACAUGUUGAAUUGAGUUAUAUUUUAAAUCGUGUUACACGCAACAUUUUAAUACCUACAAAAAACAAAAAAAAAAAAACCACAAAAAUACAUACAUACAUAUAUACAAUACAUUUUAAGAAGGCGUGGCAUGUUUUUAUCGCAAUCAAAAAUUCGCAGUGUUUAGAAACCAGAAUCCAGAGUGCUAUCAAUUCAUUUUGUUUUUUGCUACUCCUACUUUGAGUUAGUGUGCUCAAGUGUGGGUGUGCGUGUGCAGUGUGUGUGUGUGUGUGUGUGUGUGUAUGUGUAAGAGAUCGUGCGCGUGUGUGCGUGCUUGUAAGUACUGUGCAAAGCAUUUUCGUCCGUUUGUGCGUAUUUACCAUGACAAAAAAUAAAAUUCAAAAAAAGGCCAGUGGCCCAAAGAAGGCGAUCCCUGUCAAUAGAUUAAAGAAAGUAACAAAUACAGCAACAAUGCCACCUUCCAUUUUGACGCCGCCAGCGACGCCGCCGUCAACAUCAUUUGUAAGCUUAAACAAUAAAACCAUAACAGCCAACAACAACAACCGCAAUAGUAACAAUGCUGAUUUCCAAGCCACGCCGCAACGCAAGCCAUGGGAGCGCGAGUUAAUUGGCUCCUUUCUGCUAAAAAUGGCUGAGAUCCAGGUGGUGAGCGCGCGCAACAGCUGGUACGUGGAUAAACGAACGCUGCGAAGGGAAUUCGAAAAGCAUCUACUACGGGAACCCAAUAGCACAGAACUACGCGCUCAACUCUCCGUAAAUGGGGCUUAUAAUAUCGGUUCACUGCUGCAGCGUACAAACUUCUUGAUGAAUACUCCGCGCGGUGAUUCCAACUACCGCAUCAAGAGCGUAGCUCUAAUGGAGUUUCGAAGGGAGAAGUAUAAUGCCAUCGACGAGAAGCAGCGACAAACUGAUUAUGCUGCUGUCAGCAAUGUGACGGAUGCUACGCAAGAUGGUCCGAUUGCCCAAAAAUACGUGCUGGAUGAGGAGGCCGAGUCAAUUCCAUUGAAAUAUCAAAAAACGCAAAGGCAACAUCGCGAUUUGGACUUUGAGUUAAGUUCGAUGGGUUGCUACAUUUGUCAAUGCAACUUUGAUAGCAUUGAGAAGUAUGAGGAACACAUCGAAUACCAUGGUGAUGAGUCGGACUUUGAGUCGUUGCAGAAAAUGACAAAGUAUAGCCAGCCAAUGUUGAAACUUUCGUAUAGGACCUGCGUUGAUAGUCAUUAUUUUGGUUUUACGCUGGAGACGCAGCUAAAGGAUAUUGUGAUUGAGAAAUUUACCAUUGUGCAGUCGCGUCAGUUUUAUUACGUCUACAACAAUCGAUUGCCAUUGGAGGUGACCGAAAGUGGGCAACUGAUCUUCUUUGUCGACUCGCACGUCUUCACGAUACUGCGUGAACAGCCGAUUGUAAUUGGGUACAGUCAGCUGGUGAAUGGCCAGCGCCAUUAUUAUGUGGAACAGCAUCAUUUUAUGCGUACCGAUGCGUUGCCGAAGGCCAGCUUUGAUGUAAAUCCCUAUCGGCUGUCCAGCAAGAAGUUGUUUCGUGGCGGUCGGCUAGAACCGGCUAUACCACCAAAGCCGGUGGUUACCGCACUGAAACAUGAUGCGGAAGACGCCCAAGUUCGAUUAUCUGAAUACAAUAAGGAUUAUCGCAACUAUUGUGAGUUGGGAGAGUUCACGCAAAGCAAUAUUUAUGGGACACUACGCACCCUGCUCCAAGUUGAGGAUAUUGAGCGGCUGCAAUGCUAUGUUGCCCUUAAGCAAUCCAAAAUGGAGCUGCAUCAGUUCGGCAAAGAGUUGUCCGUUAAAUUGCAGCCAAAUUCCAGGAAUUUAAGUGCCGAGGAUAUCCUCUCGCCUGGCGAUGAUGUCCUUAUCAUCAACGAGCGUUGCACGAUUACUCAGUCAGAGACGACGGGCAAAGCGAACAGCAUCAGACAGCUGUUGGAUAAUAAUGGUCUGAUAUUGGAAUUAGCACUCAAAGAUUUCGAUGCGCUCAUUCAAUGGGGCCAGAAGGUCAACGAACAGUUUGGCGUACCCGAAAAGGAUCGUCGUGAGCCCCGCGUCUAUUUUGCACGCAUCCUGGGCGUGUCGACGCAACGCGUCAAUAUCACCUGCGAUCGUCAUUUGCUAGACAACACCACGUAUACGCUGCUCUUUCGACCCGUGCGAGCUGUUCUCCGAUAUCAAUAUCGGGCUCUACGUCAAUUAAAGCUCAGCAAUCCAGAGCACGUGGACCGUUUGCUGUUCCCACCUUCGAUUAUGCGACAGCCGGUAGCCAGAGGUGCUUUGUGCUUGUAUAAUGAGAAUAUUGGACAUAAUCCGGAGCAACAGCAGGCGGUGCAGCAAAUUACAUUUUGUGACAAGCUACCGGCUCCUUACAUUGUCGUUGGGCCGCCCGGUACUGGAAAAACGGCGACAAUUUGUGAGGCCAUCUACCAGCUUUAUGUGCGCCGACCAGACACCCAUAUCCUGGUCCUGGCCGGCUCCAAUACGGCCUGCGAUGAGAUCGCAUUGCGUCUACUGCGCGCUAUAUCUAAAGUACCAAGUCAAGCGCGUCCUCUGACGCGUAUUUUUGCUGCCAGCUGCGAUAGACGCAUAGAUAAUAUUGAUGACUUGCUCUUGGAAUAUUCGAAUAUGUACGCGCUACACUUUUACCCGGACGUGCAGGCGGUGCACGAGUAUCGUAUUGUGGUGUGCACUCUUAGUCUGGCGGGCAAGCUUUCGACGGGCGGCUUCGGUCGUGACGAAGACAAACGCAGCGUAUUCACACAUGUUUUUGUCGAUGAAGCUGCGGCCUCUACCGAAGCGGAGGUGCUAAUGGGCAUUACCUGUACCGUUGCCCCAACAACCAAUCUUAUUUUAUCUGGCGAUCAUAAGCAGCUGGGCCCGGUACUGCAAUCGCAGCGUGCCAGCGAUUGGGGUCUGGGCGUAUCGCUUUUCGAGCGUCUACUCCAGCGCGAAUGCUACCGUUUGGGCGAGAAUGGUGAUUACAACACCGCCGUACAGACACGUCUGCGGCGUAACUAUCGUUCCCAUCCCGAAAUUGUUAAGCUCUACAGUGAUCUCUACUACAACAGCGAACUGACAUCGGAGGCGGAAAUUGAAAAAGUUUGCAUGGCUAGAAAUUGGUUUCACACGCCCAAUGAUCAUUUCCCUAUAAUGUUUCACUCGGUUUUUGGAACGACGAUGAAUUCGCAAAGCUCGCUGAGCCUGUGCAACAAUAAGGAAAUCGAUGCAGUUAUGGACUAUGUGAAAGAUCUAAUGUACUUUGGUAUCAAUGGCGAUAAAUUGGCCCAAACGGAUAUUGGCAUUAUAUCGCCAUAUAAGAAUCAGUACCAGCGCAUCCAGGAGCAGCUCAACAUGCGCAACUGGCAUCAAAUUGAUUGUGGCUCGGUUGAACUGUUUCAGGGCAAGGAGAAGCAAAUAAUAAUUGUUUCCUUUGUGCGCUCAUUCACCGAAAAAUUAGGAUUUCUUAAUAAUAGUCGACGUUUGAACGUUUUACUAUCACGUCCCAUGUCUUUGCUUAUCCUAAUUGGUAAUCCGCGCACGCUAAGCAAAAAUCAGGAAUUUCGUCAUAUUAUCGACAUGUGCAGGGAUCGAAAAACGCUCGUCGGUUCACCCUAUUAUCCGGAUGAUAAGAUUAACGAGGCGAACGGCGGUGCGGCUCAAGCAGUUAAUCCGACGCGUUCUGGCUGCCAUCAGAUUAACAAUCAUAACAAAAAAAAUAAUAAUCAUAAUUAUCAGCAGCAGCAACAAACGGACGGAAAAACUGAGGACACUUUGGCACAUUCAUUGAAGCGAAGUAAUAACAAUCGUUGUCAUAAUUAUCAAUAUCACCAAAGAAACCAAAGAAAUCGUGAUAGUGAUCAUAAAUGCCUAUAUACAAAUGCAUAUGCAGGAUCUUUAGCAUUUCGAAUGAUCCCAUAAUAGUACAUAUCUAUA